Messenger RNA from Magnolia sinica, 1134 nucleotides. Its product is annotated as short-chain dehydrogenase TIC 32, chloroplastic-like. NCBI's taxonomy places the organism in Eukaryota, Viridiplantae, Streptophyta, Magnoliopsida, Magnoliales, Magnoliaceae. Bases 61 to 1008 code for a protein of 315 amino acids. The transcript has 8 exons. The record is from RefSeq and is a predicted model, not a curated record.
UCUUUUUCUUGAGUGGGGGGUAGACAUUUGUCUGUUGGGAGAAGAAACGGAAGGGAAGGUAUGUGGAUUUUCGGCAGAAAAGGUGAAUCUGGGUAUUCAGCAUGUUCAACGGCUGAGGAAGUCACAGAUGGGAUUGAUGGAACUGGCCUGGUUGCCAUUGUUACUGGAGCAUCUAGCGGUAUUGGCACUGAGACAGCACGUGUUCUUGCAUUGCAUGGCGUUCAUGUGGUGAUGCCGGUUAGGAAUUUGCCUGCUGGAAGGGAUGCCAAAGAAACCAUCAUCAAGGAAAUACCUGCUGCUAAAGUUGAUGUAAUGGAGUUAGAUCUCAGCUCAAUGGAAUCAGUGAGGAAAUUCGCAUCGGAAUUCAUUUCCUUGGAUCUUCCACUGAACAUUCUAAUUAACAAUGCAGGAAUUAUGGCUUGUCCGUUUACUCUCUCCCAAGAUGGCAUAGAGCUGCAGUUUGCGACAAACCACUUAGGUCACUUUCUUUUGACAGAGCUUUUGUUGGAGACCAUGAAAAAUACAGCUCGCGAAAGUAACAUAGAAGGAAGAAUUGUUAACCUUUCGUCUGAAGGUCACAAGUUUACAUACCGUGAAGGAAUCCAUUUUGAUAAAGAUAAAAUCAAUGACCAGUCCGGGUACAGUACCAUCUACGCAUACGGCCAGUCAAAGCUUUCCAAUAUAUUGCAUGCGAAUGAGCUUUCUAGACGUCUAAAGGAAGAAGGGGUGGAGAUAACUGCCAAUUCAGUCCAUCCAGGAGCUAUCGUCACCAAUCUUCUGCGGCAUCAUGGUUUUUUAAAUGGCAUUGCUAAUAUGCUUGGUAAAUACGUACUCAAAAACAUUCCCCAGGGGGCUGCAACGACAUGCUACGUGGCAUUGCAUCCGCAGGUCCAAGGAGUAAGCGGCAAGUAUUUUAUGGACAGCAACAUAGCCACCCCAAGCUCCCAGGGUACCGAUGCGGAGCUGGCAAAAAAAUUGUGGGAUUUCAGCUUGGAUUUGACCCGUUGAUUCUAUUGUGGAGUGGGGCACAAGCAAAGAAUGCUAGGAAAUGAACGGAAUGCAAGACUGAAAAUUAAGAAAAGCACUGGAGGUUUUAUAUAUGUAUAGUAUAUAUAGACUUUGAUUGGUUGAUAG